Molecule: messenger RNA, 834 nt
Organism: Serinus canaria (Common canary)
Lineage: Eukaryota; Metazoa; Chordata; Aves; Passeriformes; Fringillidae
Product: ketosamine-3-kinase-like
Exons: 6
Source: RefSeq, a predicted model, not a curated record
AUGGAGGACGCGCUGAAGCGGGCUCAGGGCAACGCAGUGCUGCAGCCAGCCGGGCCCUCGGGCAGAGCCUGCAUCAGCCUGGGCCGGAGCUAUGACGGACCGCAGCCUGGUGUUCGUGAGGAGCAGCUGCUAGGGGGAGUUGUGGUUGGGUGGGGAUCGGGGGUGCCAGGGCUGGGCGUGUGGAGCUGUCGGGAGCGGUAUCCCAGGGUUGUGCCAGUCCGCAUGUGGCAGCAGGACCAGGGCGAUUAUUGUUAUGAACAAAAAAAUCUUCACCUUCAGAACCAGCAACUUAGAGAGAAGAUGAAGAAAGAAGAGAGCACAGUUGGUAAAGGACAAAGGCAAAUGGAAGUCCAGUUUGUGGAUCAGUUUGGCUUUCAUACAGUUACCUACUGUGUCCUGGUCCUUCAGGUGAACAACUGGCGCAGUGACUGGGUGAGUUUCUUUGCCAGAUAAAGGAUCCAUCCCCAGAUGGACCUGAUUGAAAGGAGCUCAGGAGACAGGGAAUCAAGAGAACUUUGGGCACAGCUUCAGGAACAAAUACCCAGUUUUUUCUGUGGUGUAGAAAUCGUUCAUUCUCUCCUGCAUGGGGAUCUCUGGAGAGAAAAUGUAGCUGAGGAUGAUUCUGGUCCGAUUAUCUUUGAUCCAGCUUCUUUCUGCCAUUCAGAGCAUGAUUUUGCAAUAGCUGGGAUGUUUGGUGGCUUCAGCAGUUCUUUUUAUUCUGCUUAUCACAGUAAAAUCCCUGGAGCCGCAGGGUUUGAGAAACACCUGAAGAUUUAUCAGCUGUUCCACUACAUGAACCACUGGAACCAUUUUGGUUCAGUUUGUGAGCAUUAG